This is a messenger RNA of Puma concolor (puma), 2190 nucleotides long. NCBI's taxonomy places the organism in Eukaryota, Metazoa, Chordata, Mammalia, Carnivora, Felidae. The record is from RefSeq and is a predicted model, not a curated record.
AUGGAGGACCAGCCCCAGUCCGGACGUUCGGUCAUGACUGUGGAGCCCAACUUUCCUUACAAGAUGCUGACACUUCAGAAACAGAGGAAGGCCAGGACCCUCAAGCGCAAAUUCAAGUCUCAGGCCGUGGGCGACUCUGUGCCUCUCAUCUGGUCACAGCAGGAGCACGCUGAGCCUAGAAAGAAAUCUGCAGAAAAGAAGUUCCAACGAAACCUCCACCCUGACACAUCUCAGACCCAAAUCCAGGUUACCGAGAAGCCCAGCAUCACCAUCCGCACCGUUUUCAGCAUCGUCUCCAACACCAUCAACCACACACAGUCCUCUUCCAAGUGUUGCUCUUCUGACUCAGACACGGCCACAGUCCUGGGCGGUUUAAUUGAGACCCCCAUCCGCUGUGCCUCCGCAGACACCCCUGAUAUUUCCUUGCUGGAAUCCUAUGAUCCCUUCAACACGUACCUGUGGCAGCAGGACAUUGAAAACGUGAUGGACCCCGAUACCAGCACCUUGUCCUCGUCCUCCUUCUCCCCAGCCACCUACCCUCCCCGCUUCUCCCUCCCAUCCGCUUACUCCUCCUCCCACAGGCGCAACGAAAAGGCCCAGGCUCUGGGAUCUGGGCAGAGGCAGCGGCCUCCACCCUCUCAGAAGACCGCAGCUGCCCGCGUCGCCGCUUGGAAGGUUCCAUUCCUCCGUGACCAGUCCAAGAGGGUCUCAGCAAUGCGUGAUCCAUCCCGGAAGAUGUCGACUGCACCCAGCCCACCCCGGGGGGCCCCAGUGGUACCCGCUGUUACCCAGAAGACCCCAGCAGUACAUGGCCCCCCUUGGAAGGCCCCACCUGUAUCCGUUACUUCCCGGAAGGCCGCAACCAGUCCUGGCCCGGCCCGGAAGGCCCCACCUGUAUCGCCUACUUCCCGGAAGGCUGUAUCUUCCUCUGUCCCAGGAAGGAAAUCCGUGUUCCUACCUGCCCCAUCCCAGAAGGCUCUGACCUCACCUACUCAACAGCAGAUGACACCGGACGCUGCCACUUUGGGCACGUUGCCCACGGGAGGUCCUAGAGGGCGCGUGCUCAAGAGAAGCCAGCGUGAGGGGACGCCAGGACCACUGAUGUUUGUGGGCACCCAGGAGAUGGACCUGAUAGAGACAAGGACCCAGAAAACAUCCCAGGACCUGCCUUUUACCACCACCAAGAAGGAGUUGGAGGAGGUCGUGCUCACUAAAGCCCUGAAGAUCACCCUGGAUGGCUUGAAGGGCAGGGGCAAGUUGGAGGACAAGGUCCACAGAAAGAAGGAGGAGAUAUCCCUGGACAAGCCUGGCUUAACCUCCCAGACGGUGGGGCAACAGCAGAAGUGGCUCAAGACCCAGGAGGUGGUCAUCCAGGGACCCCCGGAGGAGCAAAGCAGGCCGUUCUCGGUGGAGGGGCUCACCCUUGCCAAGCUGAUGAUCAUGGCCAACUCCAAGGAACCGCCCCUGAGGCCAGCAACAGUCAAUCCGUCCUCCUGGCUCUCGAACCCCCCGAUGCCUGACACGUCAACAGUCAGCCCCAGUGAGGUGCCCUUGCUGCAGGGGACACCAGAGGUGGUUGGAGAGCAGUCCCUGUUUGGCACCUGGGUGAAGGAGAGAAUGCAUCCGUGGGCUGAAGGGAGCAUGUAUCACUGGGUAGAGGCACAGCCCCAGGUUCCAAAAGAGGCUUCCGAAGUGCCUGGCCUCCCCAGGCAUGAGGCCAGCAGCCUGAUGAUGGACAAUGUCUCCCCAGAUCCCAUCAGUCUGCCUGCAUCAAGGUGGGAGGAGGUACCCCCGUGGCCCAUCUCACUGACCCCCAUCUCAGAGAUGAAGGCCAGUGUGUUCCAGCAGCCAAAGAGAGCAUCUCUUGAGCCCGAGGGGCAGUCAGACCAGCUCGAGGGGAGGUCAGACCAGCUCAAGAAGACUCCAGACCAGAUGCCAGACCAGCUCGAGGGGAUGCCAGACCAGCUUGAGAGGAUAGACCAGCUCAAGAGGAUGUCAGACCAGCUCAAGGGGAUGUCAGACCAGAGUCCCCUGGCCAUAACAAAGUUGUCCUCUGAUGUCAUCUUACCAACGCUCGUAGAAAAUGAGAAUAUGAUGGACAUGGCCCCUGAGGUGAAGGACAUAGAGGAACCGGGUGCUUACAGUCCUUCAGCCAGAAGAAACAGCCACUGCAAAGGCCGUGAGGCAUGA